Molecule: messenger RNA, 1317 nt
Organism: Chrysochloris asiatica (Cape golden mole)
Lineage: Eukaryota; Metazoa; Chordata; Mammalia; Afrosoricida; Chrysochloridae
Gene: ACP7
Product: iron/zinc purple acid phosphatase-like protein-like
Exons: 12
Coding region: 1-1317 (438 amino acids)
Molecular function (GO): acid phosphatase activity; metal ion binding
Source: RefSeq, a predicted model, not a curated record
AUGUGCCUCCUUCACCCCUUCUGGUCCUGCUGCUGUGUGCUGGUCCUCUUCUCCCUGGGAGUUCAGGGGGCCCCAGGAGCUCCCAGUGCCACACCUGAGCAAGUCCAUCUGUCCUACCCAGGUGAGCCGGGUUCCAUGACCGUAACCUGGACCACGUGGGUCCCCACUCGCUCUGAAGUGCAGUUUGGGAUGCAACUAUCAGGGCCCCUACCUCUGCGGGCAGUGGGCACCUCUAGCCCCUUUGUGGAUGGGGGCAUUCUCCACCGGAAGCUCUACAUACACCGAGUCAUGCUGCGGAGGCUGCUGCCUGGGGUCCAGUACGUUUACAGGUGUGGUAGUGCCCAGGGUUGGAGCCGUCGGUUCCGCUUCAAGACCUUAAAGAAUGGGCCCCACUGGAGCCCCCGUCUGGCUGUGUUUGGGGACCUAGGGGCUGAGAACCCAAAGGCCCUCCCUCGACUACGCAGGGAAGUCCAGCAGGGCAUGUACGAUGCUAUUCUUCAUGUGGGAGACUUUGCCUACAACAUGGAUGAGGACAAUGCCCGCGUCGGGGACAAGUUCAUGAGGCUUAUUGAACCUGUGGCCGCCAGCCUGCCAUACAUGACCUGCCCUGGGAACCAUGAACAACGCUACAACUUCUCUAAUUACAAGGCUCGCUUCAGUAUGCCGGGAAACACUGAAGGUCUUUGGUACAGUUGGGACCUGGGCCCAGCCCACAUCAUCUCUUUCUCCACUGAGGUCUAUUUCUUUCUUCACUAUGGCUACCAUCUGGUAGAGAAACAGUUUCGUUGGUUGGAGAGCGACCUCCAGAAAGCCAACCAGAAUCGGGCAGCCCGGCCUUGGAUCAUAACCAUGGGUCACCGGCCCAUGUACUGUUCCAAUGCUGACCUGGACGACUGUAGAUGGCAUGAAAGCAAGGUUCGCAAAGGCCUCUUUGGUCAGUUAUAUGGGUUGGAGGAUCUUUUCUACAGAUAUGGGGUCGACCUAGAGAUCUGGGCUCAUGAGCACUCAUAUGAACGGUUGUGGCCAAUUUACAACUACCAGGUGUUCAACGGUAGCCAAGAGAGGCCCUACACCAACCCUCGAGCUCCUGUCCACAUCAUCACGGGAUCUGCUGGCUGUGAGGAGCGGCUGACCCCCUUUGUCAUCUUCCCACAACCCUGGAGUGCUAUACGUGUGAGGGAAUACGGAUACACGCGGCUACACAUCCUCAACGGGACCCACGUUCACAUCCAGCAAGUGUCUGAUGACCAGGAUGGCAAGAUAGUGGAUGACUUCUGGGUGGUGAGGCCCCUGACCAAUCGGAUGAUGUACCUCUAG